Molecule: messenger RNA, 1037 nt
Organism: Oryza brachyantha (malo sina)
Lineage: Eukaryota; Viridiplantae; Streptophyta; Magnoliopsida; Poales; Poaceae
Product: ras-related protein RABA3-like
Exons: 1
Coding region: 133-813 (226 amino acids)
Cellular component (GO): endosome
Molecular function (GO): GTP binding; GTPase activity
Source: RefSeq, a predicted model, not a curated record
CACAGCUCACAUAUAAGAACACACAGGGUCAGACGAUGGUAGAGCUUUGCAUAGUUGCAUCACAUUAAUUUGGACCAAGAAACAGAAAGUGGAAGUGAGAAUUAAGCUAAUCUAAAGAAGAAGAGGAAGAAGAUGGAGGAGGAGGAUUAUGUGUUCAAGGUGGUGGUGAUCGGCGACUCGGCGGUGGGGAAGACGCAGCUGCUGGGGAGGUUCACCAAGGACGAGUUCUUCGUGGACUCCAAGUCGACGAUCGGGAUCGAGUUCCAGACGCGGACGGUGGAGAUCGGCGGGAAGCGGGUGAAGGCGCAGAUCUGGGACACGGCCGGGCAGGAGAGGUACCGCGCCGUCACCAGCGCCUACUACCGCGGCGCGCUCGGCGCCAUGCUCGUCUACGACGUCACCAGCCGCCGCACCUUCGACCACGCCGCCCGCUGGCUCCGCGACCUCCGCGCCCACGCCGACAACUCCAUCGUCGUCAUGCUCAUCGGCAACAAGGCCGACCUCGCCCACGCCCGCGCCGUCGCCGCCGACGAGGCCGCCGCCUUCGCCGAGGACCAGGGCCUCUUCUUCUCCGAGGCCUCCGCGCUCAGCGGCGACAACGUCGACGCCGCCUUCCUCGCCCUCCUCCACCACAUCCACGCCAUCGUCUCCAGGAGGUCGCUGGAGAUGGACGACGCUGCCAUCAACGGCGACGCCGACGCCAACGCCAGCGCCAAGCUCAUGCUCCAGGGCACCAGGCUGUCACUGUCCGACGAGCUCUCCAUCAUGGAAACCAGCGCCAUCAAGAGAGUAAGCAGAUGUUCAUGCUCUUGAAAUCAUCAUCAUCGCCGCAACAUGUAUGGAUGAUUUAUGUACAAGAUAAGCUCAGUCAUCUUCUUGAUGAUCCCAAGAAGAUCCAUAUUUUAAAGGAAGAGUAUAUAUACAUUCAGGUCUUUUAGGGUGAAAAAAAAAAACAAGCGUUAGUUUGAUCUCAUCGUGUAUCUAUUUCAACUCCAAACUCCAGAGUGCUCUGGCAAGAACAAAAUGUUUGUGAACCA